This is a messenger RNA of Pteronotus mesoamericanus, 1041 nucleotides long. Its product is annotated as melanoma-associated antigen B10-like. Bases 1 to 1041 code for a protein of 346 amino acids. The transcript has a single exon. Gene Ontology annotation, biological process: negative regulation of transcription by RNA polymerase II. Gene Ontology annotation, cellular component: nucleus. The record is from RefSeq and is a predicted model, not a curated record. NCBI's taxonomy places the organism in Eukaryota, Metazoa, Chordata, Mammalia, Chiroptera, Mormoopidae.
AUGCCUCGGGGACAGAAGAGUAAGCUUCGUGCCCGUGAGAAGCGCCGCAAGGCCCGGGAACAGUCCACGGAUCCAGUGGAUGCUCAGGUCACUGUGCCAGGGAAAGAAGAGGGGCCUUCCUCAUCUCCUAGAUUCAGUGGUGAUCCUCGGAGUUCACCUGCAGUUGGAAAACCCAGCAAUCCUCAAGCGUCUGGGGGAGUCUGCUCCACCAACACAAUUGCUGCUGUCGUUUCAAAUGCAAGAUUUAAUGAAGGUGCCAACAAUCAGAUGGAGAAAAUGCCAAAUGUCUUACGUGCCAAGGAUAUCACUGAGCCCCGGCACAGGAGCAGAAGCCCUCUGAAUGAAAAGGUGGUUGUGUUGGUGCACUACCUGCUGUACAAGUAUCAAAGGAAGGAGCUUGUUACCAAGGCAGAUAUGGUGAGAAAUGUAAUCCAGAUGUACAAGCAUCACUUCAAUGAGAUCUUCAGGAGAGCUUCUGAGCACUUGGAGCUGGUCUUUGGCCUUGACAUCAAGGAAGUGAAUUCCAGCAACAACACCUAUGUUCUCAUUGACAAACUAGAGCUAAGCUGUGAUUCGAGAGAACACAGAGGUGUGCCCAAGACUGGCCUGCUGAUGACUAUCCUGGGUGUGAUCUUCACGAAGGGCAACUGUGCCCCUGAAGAGGAAGUCUGGAAAGUGGUGAAUCUAAUGGGGCUGCAUGUUGGGAAGAGGCACUUCAUCUUUGGGGAGCCCAAGAAGCUCAUCACAGAAGAUUUGGUGAGAGAAAAUUACCUGGUGUACCGCCAGGUGUCCGGCAGUGAUCCCCCACGCUACGAGUUCCUGUGGGGCCCCAGAGCCCAUGCCGAAACCAGCAAGAUGAAAGUCCUGGAAUUUUUGGCCAAGAUUCAUGACACCGUCCCCAGUGAGUUCCCACGCUAUUAUGAAGAGGCUUUGAGAGAUGAGGAAGACAGGGCCCUAGCCAGAGCUGUAGCCAGGGCUCGUAUUUCUUCCUUGGCCAGGGCACGCUCCAUGGCCAUGGCCAGCUGCUUCUGCCCCAAGUGA